CUCUUGAACCUCGUCAGCCAUCGCCAUUCAAAUUUUCAUUGAAGCCCAUUCUGCUUUGCUUUUUCUUUUCUUCUCUCUUCAUUAUAAUGGAGACCAAGUCUCGCACUCUGGAGAUCACAGUCUUGUCAGGAGAAGACCUGAGAAUCGAUAACAAAUCGGUUAAAAAGAACGCUUACGUCAUCGUUUCGAUCGAUACUUUUAGCUAUAAGGCGACGAAGAUUGAUGCAGAAGGAGGGAGCUCCCCUUCAUGGAACGAUAAAUUAGUGAUGGACAUGCCCAUGCAGACACGCUUCAUUACCCUCCAAGUAAAAUGCAAGGUUUCAGGUGGGGAUAAAACCGUAGGAUAUGCAAGAAUACCAGUGACGGAUUUUAUUGGAGGGUAUUCCCCGGAAACUUGUUUACAAUUUUUGAGUUACCGGUUAAGGGAUCCCAAGGGGCUGAAGAAUGGAAUCAUUAAUGUUUCUGUUAGAGUAAAAGAGCCCAUACAAGCUUGUUCUUCCCAGGCUGCAGCUGCAGGUCUGGGAUUGGGAAUUCCCAUUGACGGACGAAAAGAUUUUGGAGUUGUUACUGGGAUUCCAAUUUGGAGUGGUUAUACUUAUCCAUCCAAUUCUUUGUUUCGAUGAUUUUUUAAGGAAUUAAUUAAAUUAAAGCAAAAUCAAAGUUGUGCAAAACACAUAUAAAAAAAAAAAUUAUUUUGUUGCAAUUUAUGACUUUAAUUAGAAAUUCUAUUCACAAUUAAAAUUGAUUUCUCAAUUUCCAGCAUGAUGUUAAUUAUAUUAUAUUGCAAAGUUGUUUUUUAUGUUAGUAACUAGGAUCAAACUAUUUUAAAUUAUUCAUUACCUUGCCUUUGAAGAAGCCGUCUGAUUAAUUAAUUAUUAUGUUGCCUUGCCUCGAACAAGGUAGACAGGUAGUGCCAAGCAAUUAGAUGAUUCGUCAAUCUAAAAAU
Messenger RNA from Durio zibethinus, 946 nucleotides. The record is from RefSeq and is a predicted model, not a curated record. NCBI's taxonomy places the organism in Eukaryota, Viridiplantae, Streptophyta, Magnoliopsida, Malvales, Malvaceae.